AUGGCAUCGUCAUGCUCGCUGCCUAUGGUUUCACAAAUAUCGACCACUCCCCCGUCAGAUUCGUCUUUUUAUAAACUAUACCACCAAAACAGCGCUUCCAGCGCCGAGACAAGUCCUCCAGCCGGCGUUAAAAUGCGGCCUCAAUGGGAGUCGGCAACAAUUCGAGCAUUAGAAAGACAAUCCAGCAAAGGCAGCGAGAAUCAGUCUAUAAAUGAGCUAGACGAGUGGAAGAAGAUUGACGACAUUUUGUCGUCCUUUGGCGGAGCAGUGUGUCGCGAGUCGGUGUUCGCAGCCAACUACGAGCCUCAAGUCGCUGUUUUCCUUCGGGAUCGUCGAUCUCAGGCUCUCACACUCCAGCUCACAUCACCACCAUCGGCCACUCGUCUUAGUUCCAGCACUGCGUCAUCCUCGUCCUACAAAUUUGAUCCUGAUUGCAUAAACAUGAGCCAUUGGUUGUGCACAGCUGUGGGCCUACCAAAUCAAAAGGCUAAUGAAGUAGGUCGAGUACUCACGAAAGCCGGUUUCGACAAAACUACGCAAUUGGAAGGUUGUCUCACAGCUAGAGAGUUAGCUGCUCUAGGAAUCGAGAAAUCCAUUCAGCAACAGAUUUUGUCCCAUCUGGCUACUGUCAGCACUACUCGACCUAACGCUAAUAGCUUCAAUUAUGUGUCUGACUGGUUAUGUUCGCUCGAGUUAACUGACUAUCUCGGAAACUUUGUGACAGCUGGUUUGAAGUCGAUGCUGAUUGUUAGGACGGCAGACCUUACUAGGGAUCAUUUGGAGAAAAUGGGUAUAACUCUACCAGGACAUAUAGCACGUAUUCUCCACUCUCUGAUGGAGGCCAAGAUUGAGGAAGCGUGCCAGAGGAGUGAGCGCUUGCGAGAAAUGCGACGAGCUGUAACAUCUACUACGCCAACGUCAAGCAUUCUCAAGGAAACGUCUUCUGAGGAAAGCACGUCAGCCUUUGAAUGCGCCGAUAUCGGUGGAAGCGAGGCAGUGAAACGUGACUUACUACAUGGCCACGCCUCUUUCUCAGCACACUAUCUUGGCAGUAUGGAGAUUUCUAAUAUCGAUGGUACGGAGGAAAGUCGGCGAGCGAUGGCUAGACUCAAGGUGGCCUUUUGA
Messenger RNA from Ostertagia ostertagi, 1125 nucleotides. The record is from the annotation of a GenBank genome assembly. NCBI's taxonomy places the organism in Eukaryota, Metazoa, Nematoda, Chromadorea, Rhabditida, Trichostrongylidae.